Messenger RNA from Helianthus annuus (common sunflower), 772 nucleotides. RefSeq names its product non-specific lipid-transfer protein 1. Gene Ontology annotation, biological process: lipid transport. The transcript has 2 exons. NCBI's taxonomy places the organism in Eukaryota, Viridiplantae, Streptophyta, Magnoliopsida, Asterales, Asteraceae. Gene Ontology annotation, cellular component: membrane. The record is from RefSeq and is a predicted model, not a curated record. Gene Ontology annotation, molecular function: lipid binding. The coding region runs from base 171 to 527 and encodes 118 amino acids.
AAUCAUCAUAGUGUUUUUAUAUUUUGUUAUACAACAAAAAAAGCUAAUUUUGCAUUGUUUUGUUACUUCCCAAAAGUCUAUAUAAACACCCCAACCCUACGAUCCACAACCCACACCUUGCUCAAGCAAAACACACACACUCUAAAACAAACACACUACUACUAGAAGUAAUGGCAGUUGUGAAGAUGGCCUUGGUAGCACUCAUCAUGUGCUUCAUGGUGGCAAGUGCACCGUCUGCUGUGGACGGUGCGGUGACGUGCCAGAUGGUUGUGAGCAGCCUAACACCGUGUGCCUCCUACUUGACCAGAGGAGGUCCGGUGCCACCUUCAUGCUGCAGUGGGAUAAACUCACUGUACAAGGCUGCUGCAACCACCACGGACCGUCAGACCGCUUGUAGGUGCAUGGAACAAGCCGCCGGAAUGCUCCCCGGAAUCAGCCUUGAUGCUGCCAGUAGCCUCCCCGGGAAAUGCGGUGUCAACAUCCCCUACAAGAUCAGCCCUACUACUGACUCCUCAAAGGUGCAAUGAGGAUUUGAAUGUGGACAUGACUAAGGCAAGAUGUAGAAGCACUAGUAUAACGGAUAAUAAAGACGGAGAUCGAUGGAUCAUCGAUGAUCCUGUCGAUCUCUCAAGUUAGGUAGUUAUCGUGUACUCUAGGGUUAUCCAUGUAGUAGCUGUGGUACUUACUGUACGUGUGUUUUCCAUACGUGUUUGUUAUCGCGUGUUUGCUUUUAUCGUCUUCAAUGAAUCUCUGCAUUUUACAUCUAGUUUAA